Messenger RNA from Caenorhabditis sp. 36 PRJEB53466, 2040 nucleotides. The record is from the annotation of a GenBank genome assembly. Lineage: Eukaryota; Metazoa; Nematoda; Chromadorea; Rhabditida; Rhabditidae.
AUGGGACCAAAUGAACACGGCUUUGCGUACAUCCUCAUUUUUCUGCUCCUCUCUCCGACGGCUCACACGAAUCGAGAUGCGAAUCGGCUAUUCGAGGACCUCAUCGCAGGUAACGCUUUCCGAUUUCAUUUCACAUUCUCCAUCAUUCUCCAAGCAUUUCAGAUUACAACAAGCUCGUGCGACCGGUCAGUGAGAACGGAGAGACGUUGGUGGUGACGUUCAAACUGAAACUCAGCCAGCUUCUAGAUGUUCACGAGAAAAAUCAGAUUAUGACGACGAAUGUUUGGCUGCAGCACGUAAGAUUUGAUUUUUCUCUCUCGUCUUCUGAUAAACGAAUUCAGAGUUGGAUGGACUACAAACUACAGUGGGAUCCGUCCGAGUACGGUGGAGUGGAAGUACUGUACGUACCGUCGGAUACCAUUUGGUUACCGGACGUUGUACUCUAUAACAAGUGAGAUCUUGGUGCGACAGUUUGAUACUAUCGGUUAACUUUUUCAGUGCCGAUGGAAACUACCAAGUGACCAUUAUGACAAAGGCCAAACUCACCUACAAUGGAACUGUAGAGUGGGCACCACCGGCCAUUUACAAAAGGUUUUGAAAAGUGAAAAGUUGAUCUGAAAACAACGAAUUGACCGUUACAGUAUGUGUCAAAUCGACGUCGAGUUCUUUCCGUUCGACCGGCAGCAAUGCGAGAUGAAGUUCGGCUCGUGGACGUACGGAGGACUGGAAGUGGACCUUCAGCACAGAGACAAGCACUUGGAGAACGAAAUCGAAGAAGACGUGGAAGGCGUGGACGGACCGACAAAGGAAAUUGUGUGGGUUGUGGACAGAGGUAUCGAUUUGAGUGACUACUAUCCGAGUGUCGAGUGGGAUAUUCUCAAAGUUCCGGGCAAAAGACACUCAAAGCGGUGAGUUGUACUCAUUUAAAAGGAGUCUCUUCAAAAGGGAAUGUUGCAGGUAUCCUUGCUGUGAGAGUCCGUUCAUCGACAUCACCUACGAGAUCCAUUUGCGGAGGAAGACGCUCUUCUACACAGUCAAUCUGAUCUUCCCGUCGGUCGGAAUCAGCUUCCUCACCGCACUCGUCUUCUAUCUUCCCUCGGACGGAGGCGAAAAGAUUUCCCUAUGUAUUUCCAUCCUCAUCUCGUUGACUGUCUUCUUCCUCCUUCUCGUCGAAAUCAUUCCGUCCACAUCGCUCGUUAUUCCGCUCAUCGGAAAAUAUCUUCUGUUCACCAUGGUUCUUGUCACACUUUCGGUCGUGGUUACUGUAGUCACACUGGUGAGUGCACUUUGUGCAGGUGUCUGAUAUAUUGAAGUUUGUGUGUUUCAGAAUGUACACUACCGUUCUCCAACGACGCAUACAAUGCCAAAGUGGAUGAAGCGGUUAUUCGUGGAUUUUCUGCCCAAAUAUCUUCUGAUGACAAGGCCGCAACCUCCCGGACAUCACAGCAAAGUAAGCUUUCUUUCGAAUCUUCGUCCUUUGAUGUUCUUCUCAUUUUAGCCUAAUCGAAGGUCCGACCCCCGUACCUCAACGUUCAGUAUCGGAGUGAAUCACACUCUCGGUCAGAACUCGGGUGAUUUGCUCUCUCCGGGGAUCAAUUCCAGCAAGGAGGAGUCCUCGUUCACCCUCCCUCGGUAACUCGCUUUCCUCUUCUCCGAUAAUAUCCUUCUCUUCUUUUUUCAGCGACAAUUCGCCAGUCCGAUCGGCAGUAGAAAGCGUCGCCUACAUUGCGGACCAUUUGAAGAACGAGGAAGAUGAUAAACAGGUGAGCGGGUUUGCAGAAGAAAGAGUGUACGUGCGUACGGAUUUGUUUGUUGACAAGCUGAAUUAUGAAUGAGAGGAAACGGGAAGCAAUCCGCGGUGUGGUGUGGUCGGAAUGGGAAAGAGUACGUGACUUGCAGGUAAUCGAAGACUGGAAGUACAUAUCAGUCGUCAUGGAUCGAAUAUUUCUAAUCACGUUCACUUUGGCCUGUGCUUUCGGAACAGUUGUGAUCAUCGCUCGCGCGCCGUCCAUCUACGACAACACGCCGGCGCUCGCCUAG